This is a messenger RNA of Ochotona curzoniae (black-lipped pika), 1857 nucleotides long. RefSeq names its product E3 ubiquitin-protein ligase TRIM31-like. Bases 1 to 1857 code for a protein of 618 amino acids. Lineage: Eukaryota; Metazoa; Chordata; Mammalia; Lagomorpha; Ochotonidae. The transcript is spliced from 9 exons. Gene Ontology annotation, molecular function: protein binding; zinc ion binding. The record is from RefSeq and is a predicted model, not a curated record.
AUGGCAAGCCAAUGGGAUUUUACCGACCUAGAAGAGGAAAUGACCUGUCCCAUCUGCCUGGACAUUCUGCAGGACCCUGUCACCAUUGAGUGCGGGCACAACUUCUGCAAUUUUUGCAUCACUCAGCUUCAGGAAGCCUCUAAGUAUCACAUCAAAUGUUUCCGCUGCAAAACUUAUAUGAAGAAGAACACAUAUGCACCCAAUUUGCUGUUGGCAAAUCUGAUAGAGAAAAUUCGAGGUAUGGAUCCCUCAGAGAGGCAGCAGAAAGAAAAAGAGCUGAGAUUUCCAAAGCAUGGGGAGAAGCUGCACUAUGUCUGUGAAGCAGAUGGGCAAUUCCUUUGUGUGGUGUGUCAUGACUCGAAGGAGCACAAACUACAUGUAUCCAGAGUGAUAGAAGAAGCUGUCAAGCAUCGCCAGGAGCAGAUCCAAUCGCAUGUGGGGAUCUUGGAGCAAAAGGAGCAGGAACUGGUACACAUGAAGGCUCAAGUUGACAAGAAUAUCAGCCAGUUCAAGAUUAUACAUCUCACCAGCCAAGAUAAGUACAAAUUGAUAGAAGGAGGAUGUAAAAAGAUAUUGCAAGAUAAUGACAAGGUAAAGCAGACAGAUGUAGCCAUUCUUAUAUCAGAUGUUAUAGACUUUGAUUUGAAAAACAUUGCCCAGGUGCAUGUUGAGAAACAACGGAUCCACACGGAAUUCACGCACCUGCAGCAGGUGCUGGAGGAGAAUAAGAACUUUCUCCUAUCCAACAUCGAGCAGCAGGCUCAGCAUGGAGUCAAAGAGUGUGAGCACUACAACGCUGCCACCCAGGCACUGCUCACCUCACUCAAGGAUCUCAAGGAUUCCCUGAAGGCCAAGGAGCAGAUGCUACCCAGACAGCUGCUGCAGGGCAUCAAAGGCAUCUUGCACAGGAGUGAAGAGUUUCAGGUUCAGCUUCACAGCAAAACCCCAAUUCCUCUGGACCUUGAUCAACAACUCAAUGAAGCAAAGUCCAGACAUGACUCUGUGAUUGACACCCUGAGGAAAUGUGGAGACCAGCUCAAGGAUGGCACUAAGAAAGAUCAAGACAAGAUGCUUCAAGACAAGAGGACAACCUGCCAGCAGACCAGUGACCCAACUUUCACCACAGGAUCCUCAACUCUCCACACCCCAACUCUAUGCCAACCCCGAUAUCGGUCAUCCUUCACGAUAAAUUUGGCUAGUCCAGACCCUCGCCUGCUAAAAGGCAAAACGUUUCUCGCGAGAGCUCCCGGGAAUGCUAGUGAGGAUGACGCCAGGAACACUAGGAGCACCCAUGGCCCCUCGAGCUCUUUGGAGCUGCAGCUGAUGCUGACCCCUGUGAUCUUCAAUGUGGCCUCGGCCCAUCCCGACCUCAAGUUUUCCCAGGAUCUGAAAACAGUGACGAUGGAUAUGAUCCUUCAGAAGUACUCAGAGGAUCCAGCAGAGCCGCAACACUUCUACCCGUCCCGUUGUGUGUUGGGCUCGCCAGGAUUCUCCACUGGCUGCCACAGCUGGGUGGUGGAGCGCAGUGGACCCCAGGACGGGUCAUGUGUCCUGGGCGUGGCAUGGGAGCAGGCCCCUCGAAAGGGCGGCCUGACCCUGGAGCCAAAGAGUGGCUUCUGGGUGCUGCGCUUCACCAGUUCCAAUUGCAGGGCACUCACUGGGAGAGACUCAUGGGAGCUCCUACCGGUCUGUCCCAGGAGAGUGGGAGUCUGCGUGGAUCUUGAGGGCGAAGAGGUCAGCUUCUACGACCCUGAUACCAAGGACCACAUCUACACUUUCCAGGCCUCCUUCCCGGGAAAGAUCUUCCCUUUCUUCAAGCUGCUGUUCUCAGGCACCCAACUCACCCUGAGCCCCUAG